Molecule: messenger RNA, 1049 nt
Organism: Branchiostoma belcheri (Belcher's lancelet)
Lineage: Eukaryota; Metazoa; Chordata; Leptocardii; Amphioxiformes; Branchiostomatidae
Product: progestin and adipoQ receptor family member 4-like
Exons: 4
Coding region: 105-908 (267 amino acids)
Cellular component (GO): membrane
Molecular function (GO): signaling receptor activity
Source: RefSeq, a predicted model, not a curated record
GGCUAGGUAACAUGGCGGCGGCCGGCUUGUGAGUUGACAGUGAUUCUCUCCGCAUCUAAGACGUCUUCUGGCCGGUAACAAACCCUUAGGAAUCAACAGAAGUUAUGUUCUCCCACCUUUUGGACUGGGCCAGUGUGCCUGCCCACCUGCAGUUCAACCGGUUUGUGCUAGGGGGCUAUCGUCCACUGCAGUCUGUAGCAGAGUGUGUGCAGAGCCUCUUCUAUCUGCACAAUGAGCUGUUCAACAUCUUAUCUCAUGGUCUUCCCAUCCUGUUCUUCGCCCAUUAUGCGACCGACAGUCAUACCUGGGACCAGAUCUCGCACAGUUGGCUAGCUUACCUGAACUACGCUGCAGCUCUGGCACCACACCUGGGGAGCCUGUCCUAUCACCUGUUCAUGAACCACAAGUCAGGUGCAGGGACCUACUUCAGACUGCUCAAACUGGACAUGUGUGGUGUGUGGGCCGUUCAGACACUCGGUGCCUUGACAACAAUCUAUGCAACGUUCUACUGCAACAAGCUGCUCCAAACCUUAAUGCUGACCACGUACAUCCUCGUAUCAUCAUGGACAUUAUACGAAGCUGUACACGCAACGUCCGUCUACAAGAGAAUGUGCUCUUUUGCAGCGCAAGUCGCUAUCCGUGUCCUAACUCUUCUAGUCCGAGUGUCACCACUCGGGUACGGAAAUCCGUAUUCCACCAAACACACUUUUCUUAUGGACGCUUUUGCUAUCACUGGCGGAGUAAUAAAUCUGUUACGGGUGCCUGAAAGAUUUUGGCCGGGAAAGUUUGACUAUUUUUUUAACAGUCACAAUAUAAUGCAUGUGAUGACCACUAUAGGCGUGCUCCAUAUGCAUUGGGGUGCGGUAGGGGAUAUAAUGUGGGCGUCACAGUAUCAAUGCAAUGUAUAACAAUUGAAUGUGAAAAUAAUGAUCCAUUCAGAAUUUGACAAAAUAAUAUAAUUGCCUUUCUAUACUGGGUUCUUAGCCACACAACCAAAAAUUGGCAAUUUCUCUUGUUUAAGGGCUAGAUUAAAGCCCUCAAGGAAGGUA